CUCCCGCUUCACGCGUUGGUGUUGCUGCGGUCAACAGAUGAGAUACACACCGCAUAGACAGUCGUGGAUGACCGCAGAACACGUUACGACGCUCCGCUAUAUCUGUUCUCACCUGUACCUGUUGACAUUUGCUUCCUCAGAGCUCGUUUGAUAUUGGAUCAUCCAGGCUGAAGAGAGAGAGAGAGAGAGAGAGCAGUAAAGGAGGAGGAGAAGAAGGAGGCCACUCCUUUGAUAAACUGCGGAUUAAAAAGCUCUCUGCAUGCAGCUGUGUAAUAUUUACAUUCAGCAGAUGUGUGUGUUCAUAAAUCACUAGAGCUGUGUGUGUGCGUGGAUGUUCCUGGACAGCUCGCGCUUAUUAUUAUCCUCGUGUCGGAUCUUCAGAGACGAAAUAAUGUAAUGUAACCUGGCAACACGAAUGCAGGCUAGAGUUGAGCAGAUCCCACAGCAGAAGCUCUAAAGUGACGUGAACCCCACACAGACCCAGCCAUGCUGGAGGAGGACAUGGAAGUGGCCAUCAAGGUGGUGGUGGUGGGCAACGGGGCGGUCGGCAAGUCCAGCAUGAUCCAGCGAUACUGCAAGGGCAUCUUCACCAAGGACUACAAGAAGACCAUUGGGGUCGACUUUCUGGAGAGACAGAUCAUAGUGAACGACGAGGACGUGAGAUUGAUGUUGUGGGACACGGCAGGACAGGAGGAGUUUGACGCCAUCACCAAGGCCUAUUACAGAGGAGCUCAGGCGUGUGUGCUGGUGUUCUCCACCACCGACAGAGACUCGUUCGAGGCCAUCGGCAGCUGGAGGGAGAAGGUGGAGAUGGAGGUGGGCGACAUUCCCACGGUCCUGGUGCAGAACAAGAUCGAUCUGCUGGACGACACCGUGAUCAAGAAUGAAGAGGCCGAAGGUCUUGCUAAGAGGCUGAAACUGAGAUUCUACCGCACAUCAGUGAAGGAAGAUCUCAACGUCAAUGAAGUUUUUAAGUAUCUGGCUGACAAAUAUCUGCAUCGACUCAAGCAACAGUCAGCGGAGGAGAGCGAGGUUGUUCACACGUCCAGCAAUAAAAUAGGUGUUUUUAACACUUCCGGCGGCACUCAUCCGAACCAGAACAGCGGCGAUCUGAACGGGCGUGAUGUCAUCAACCUGCGACCAAACAAGCAGAGGACGAAGAAAACGAAAAACCCGUUCGGCGGCUGCAGACUCCUGUAGAACGGCUUCAUAUCGAGUGUGUCGUACGUCACGGAGUCCUGUGGAUGAGUGUGAGAGCUGCAACGGCUCCAAACGCUCGUUUCUGCGCCAAUAGCAGCAUCCGUCACAAUCACAGAGCUAAUACGACACACACACAUGCUCUACUGGCGCAG
Molecule: messenger RNA, 1352 nt
Organism: Rhinichthys klamathensis goyatoka
Lineage: Eukaryota; Metazoa; Chordata; Actinopteri; Cypriniformes; Leuciscidae
Gene: rab23
Product: RAB23, member RAS oncogene family
Exons: 7
Coding region: 487-1200 (237 amino acids)
Molecular function (GO): GTP binding; GTPase activity
Source: RefSeq, a predicted model, not a curated record